GUGAACCUCAUUUCAAUCCUAGAUUUUGGACUGAAUACAUCUCAACGUAGCGAGAGAUAAAGAGCAUAUCUUCAUCGACACUUUCACCUACUACAACUUCAUUUGAAGGAUAGAGGUGUAAAAAGGCAAGAAGAAUCAGGAAGGACAUCAUUAGAGAAUCUCAUCCCAAAGAGAAUACAAACAUUCAACUAGGCUCUCGGGAUCCAGAAAAAAUGGAAGGAGCAGGAGGACAUUCCACAGACAGGACAGCAGGGCUAGGAUCAACCUCCAGAGCCUCCAGCAGCAUCAGUGAGAGUACUCUCUCUGGUUCAUCGACUACCUCAGAUGUUGCCAGCAAGCUUGUCUCAGCGACACUGGGUAGAGCUGCUGACAAUCUCGAUGAGCUGAGGCAGUGUAUCUCCAGGUGGGAGGCUGAGGGACACUCUGACACUGAGGAUCACUGGGCAUCUCACACCCAACAAAAGGUGGAGCAGCACUUGCAUACGUUUUUUAACCUGAGGCGAGUGUUUGCAGAGCACCAAGGGAAUGCAACAGAAGACAUACUUGAAGACCUUCAGCAUUUGAAAAAAUCAAUGAAGGCAAAUGACAAAUCACCACGUAGGAUGCACAAAAAGAUUUGUAAGGGGUUUAAGUCAGUAUGUCAGUGUUUUUCCAUUAGUCAUCCAAAAACAAAGGUGACUGAUGAACAAGGCUUGGGUAUGGCUGCAGGAUCACAAAGCAGCAGCUCCACACUUGACUCUACAUUGCAUGGACCGUCUCCUAGUGGCUCACUCCACUCAUUUCAAGCAGUGGAGUCUUGCGUUGUGAUGUCUCCUAUCAUGGAGGAAGACCUUGUCACAGACAUGGAUUCGACACCGGCACCCUCUGGACAGGACGGACAUGUUGAACCUUCAGAGGUUCAUGUGGAUGAAGUCGUUGGAUCAGCCAGCAGCGGUUCUUACUUGAAAAGAUCGGUGAAGGCAGACAAGAAGUCAUCACGAAGGAUGGACAAAAAGAUCUGUAAGGGGUUUAAGUCGGUAUGUCAGUGUUUUUCCAUUAGUCAUCCAAAAACAAAGGUGACUGAUGAACAAGGCUUGGAUGUGGCUGAAGGAUCACAAAGCAGCAGCUCCACACUUGACUCUACAUUGCAUGGACCGUCUCCUAGUGGCUCACUCCGCUCAUUCCAAGCAGUGGAGUCUUGCGUUGUGAUGUCUCCUAUCAUGGAGGAAGACCUUGUCACAGACAUGGAUUCGACACCGGCACCCUCUGGACAGGACGGACAUGUUGAACCUUCAGAGGUUCAUGUGGAUGAAGUCGUUGGAUCAGCCAGCAGCGGUUCUUAUUUGAAACAAUCAGUGAAGGCAGAUAAGAAAUCGUUGCGAGGGAUGGACAAAAAGAUCUGUAAGGGGUUCAAGUCAGUAUGUCAGUGUUUUUCCAUUAGUCAUCCAAAAACAAAGGUGACUGAUGAACAAGGCUUGGGUAUGGCUGCAGGAUCACAAAGCAGCAGCUCCACACUUGACUCUACAUUGCAUGGACCGUCUCCUAGUGGCUCACUCCGCUCAUUUCAAGCAGUGGAGUCUUGCGUUGCAAUGUCUCCUAUCAUGGAGGAAGACCUUGUCACAGACAUGGAUUCGACACCGGCACCCUUAGAACAGGACGGACAUGUUGAACCUUCAGAGGUUCAUGUGGAUGAAGUCGUUGGAUCAGCCAGCAGCGGUUCUUACUUGAAAAGAUCGGUGAAGGCAGACAAGAAGUCAUCACGAAGGAUGGACAAAAAGAUCUGUAAGGGGUUUAAGUCGGUAUGUCAGUGUUUUUCCAUUAGUCAUCCAAAAACAAAGGUGACUGAUGAACAAGGCUUGGAUGUGGCUGAAGGAUCACAAAGCAGCAGCUCCACACUUGACUCUACAUUGCAUGGAUCGUCUCCUAGUGGCUCACUCCGCUCAUUCCAAGCAGUGGAGUCUUGCGUUGUGAUGUCUCCUAUCAUGGAGGAAGACCUUGUCACAGACAUGGAUUCGACACCGGCACCCUCUGGACAGGACGGACAUGUUGAACCUUCAGAGGUUCAUGUGGAUGAAGUCGUUGGAUCAGCCAGCAGCGGUUCUUAUUUGAAACAAUCAGUGAAGGCAGAUAAGAAAUCGUUGCGAGGGAUGGACAAAAAGAUCUGUAAGGGGUUCAAGUCAGUAUGUCAGUGUUUUUCCAUUAGUCAUCCAAAAACAAAGGUGACUGAUGAACAAGGCUUGGGUAUGGCUGCAGGAUCACAAAGCAGCAGCUCCACACUUGACUCUACAUUGCAUGGACCGUCUCCUAGUGGCUCACUCCACUCAUUCCAAGCAGUGGAAUCUUGCGUUGCAAUGUCUCCUAUCAUGGAGGAAGACCUUGUCACAGACAUGGAUUCGACACCGGCACCCUUAGAACAGGACGGACAUGUUGAACCUUCAGAGGUUCAUGUGGAUGAAGUCGUUGGAUCAGCCAGCAGUGGUUCUUACUUGAAAAGAUCGGUGAAGGCAGACAAGAAGUCAUCACGAAGGAUGGACAAAAAGAUCUGUAAGGGGUUUAAGUCGGUAUGUCAGUGUUUUUCCAUUAGUCAUCCAAAAACAAAGGUGACUGAUGAACAAGGCUUGGAUGUGGCUGAAGGAUCACAAAGCAGCAGCUCCACACUUGACUCUACAUUGCAUGGAUCGUCUCCUAGUGGCUCACUCUGCUCAUUCCAAGCAGUGGAGUCUUGCGUUGUGAUGUCUCCUAUCAUGGAGGAAGACCUUGUCACAGACAUGGAUUCGACACCGGCACCCUCUGGACAGGACGGACAUGUUGAACCUUCAGAGGUUCAUGUGGAUGAAGUCGUUGGAUCAGCCAGCAGCGGUUCUUAUUUGAAACAAUCAGUGAAGGCAGAUAAGAAAUCGUUGCGAGGGACGGACAAAAAGAUCUGUAAGGGGUUUAAGUCGGUAUGUCAGUGUUUUUCCAUUAGUCAUCCAAAAACAAAGGUGACUGAUGAACAAGGCUUGGGUAUGGCUGCAGGAUCACAAAGCAGCAGCUCCACACUUGACUCUACAUUGCAUGGACCGUCUCCUAGUGGCUCACUCCACUCAUUUCAAGCAGUGGAGCCUUGCGUUGCAAUGUCUCCUAUCAUGGAGGAAGACCUUGUCACAGACAUGGAUUCGACACCGGCACCCUUAGAACAGGACGGACAUGUUGAACCGUCAGAGGUUCAUGUGGAUGAAGUCAUUGGAUCAGCCAGCAGCGGUUCUUACUUGAAAAGAUCGGUGAAGGCAGACAAGAAAUCAUCCCGAAGGAUGGACAUAAAGAUCUGUAAGGGGUUUAAGUCGGCAUGUCAGUGUUUUUCCAUUAGUCAUCCAAAAACAAAGGUGACUGAUGAACAAGGCUUGGAUGUGGUUGAGGGAUCGCAAAGCAGCAGCUUGACAUGUGACUCUACAUUGCAUGGAUCGUCUCCUAGUGGCUCACUCUGCUCAUUCCAAGCAGCGGAGUCUUGCGUUGUGAUGUCUCCUAUCAUGGAGGAAGACCUUGUCACAGACAUGGAUUCGACACCGGCACCCUCUGGACAGGACGGACAUGUUGAACUUUCAGAGGUUCAUGUGGAUGAAGUCGUUGGAUCAGCCAGCAGCGGUUCUUAUUUGAAACAAUCAGUGAAGGCAGAUAAGAAAUCGUUGCGAGGGACGGACAAAAAGAUCUGUAAGGGGUUUAAGUCGGUAUGUCAGUGUUUUUCCAUUAGUCAUCCAAAAACAAAGGUGACUGAUGAACAAGGCUUGGGUAUGGCUGCAGGAUCACAAAGCAGCAGCUCCACACUUGACUCUACAUUGCAUGGACCGUCUCCUAGUGGCUCACUCCACUCAUUUCAAGCAGUGGAGCCUUGCGUUGCAAUGUCUCCUAUCAUGGAGGAAGACCUUGUCACAGACAUGGAUUCGACACCGGCACCCUUAGAACAGGACGGACAUGUUGAACCUUCAGAGGUUCAUGUGGAUGAAGUCGUUGGAUCAGCCAGCAGCGGUUCUUAUUUGAAACAAUCAGUGAAGGCAGAUAAGAAAUCGUUGCGAGGGACGGACAAAAAGAUCUGUAAGGGGUUUAAGUCAGUAUGUCAGUGUUUUUCCAUUAGUCAUCCAAAAACAAAGGUGACUGAUGAACAAGGCUUGGGUAUGGCUGCAGGAUCACAAAGCAGCAGCUCCACACUUGACUCUACAUUGCAUGGACCGUCUCCUAGUGGCUCACUCCACUCAUUUCAAGCAGUGGAGCCUUGCGUUGCAAUGUCUCCUAUCAUGGAGGAAGACCUUGUCACAGACAUGGAUUCGACACCGGCACCCUUAGAACAGGACGGACAUGUUGAACCGUCAGAGGUUCAUGUGGAUGAAGUCAUUGGAUCAGCCAGCAGCGGCUCUUACUUGAAAAGAUCGGUGAAGGCAGACAAGAAAUCAUCACGAAGGAUGGACAUAAAGAUCUGUAAGGGGUUUAAGUCGGCAUGUCAGUGUUUUUCCAUUAGUCAUCCAAAAACAAAGGUGACCGAUGAACAAGGCUUGGACGUGGCUGAAGGAUCACAAAGCAGCAGCUCCAAACUUGACUCUACAUUGCAUGGAUCGUCUCCUAGUGGCUCACUCCGCUCAUUCCAAGCAGCGGAGUCUUGCGUUGUGAUGUCUCCUAUCAUGGAGGAAGACCUUGUCACAGACAUGGAUUCAACACCGGCACCCUUAGAACAGGACGGACAUGUUGAACCUUCAGAGGUUCAUGUGGAUGAAGUCGUUGGAUCAGCCAGCAGCGGUUCUUAUUUGAAAAAAUCAUUGAAUGCAAAUGAGAAAUCGCCGCGAAGGAUGGACAAGAUCUGUAAGGGGUUUAAGUCGGCAUGUCAGUGUUUUUCCAUGAGACAUCUUGAACCUUCAGAGGUUCAUGUGGGAGCUGAGCAAAAUGUGGAGGAAAAUGUCGAGACUGCCAGCAAUAACCUGACAUCCGGCCUUGCAUCUCCUAGAGAGCUGUGCAACACUUUCUCAAACAGGUCCAGUGAGGAUACCUGGACUGCUGAGAAGGCAGAACAAGUCACAGUCAUGACUAAAGGCACUACAGCUAUCAUUGGGUCGCCAGCACCAGGACAUGUAUACAAGGUCUUUGGGUCAUCCAGCACUGAUGCUAAUUUGCCAAAACCAGGAUCUCCAUCCCUUCCAGUUAAAGACAGAAACCAGAUCAUGAACGUGGACUCCACCUCAAGACAAUCAGGACCGGACAGACAUCUUGAAGAUUCCCAAGAUGACAAGAGCGCUGUCUACGUCAUUGUCACAGGAUUCAUUGACAGCCUUACUAAAGAGCAGCGGAAGGAAUUGAGCAGAGGUGUUUAUAGCGUGGACGUGCAGAAGAAGAUGUCUGACAGCUUUUCAAAGGGGACGAAAGUUCUUAUAAAAGAGCUCGAAGCUGAGCUUUCUGCACCCCUCCAAAGAUCUGCUUCCCAAAACAGUAGUGGGCACACAAGGAGUUCGACCUCUUCCCAAUUAUGUGGGAAUGAGGCAGUUGCCUGGGAGUUACUUUCAAAAUUUACCAAGGAGUUGGACGUUACUGACGAACGUAUGAGGCAGAUUUUGAACUGCUCCGGUGGGAAGGCUCCGUGUGAUGUAGCUGCUGCAAAAACACCUAUAAGCAUGUCAUCCAGAAUCAUCAAGGACACUCAGAGCACUGAGGCGGUCAAGUUAAUUCUGUCAGAGCCCAGUGAUCAGAAACAAAGAACACCAGAGACAGAGACCACCAGAGUCCCGAAGAAAAAGUCAUCGUGGUGGUGUAUGAAGAAAAAAGUUGACCCCCUACCCUCCUCUGGAAGACAGGGCAAUGGUUCAGGUUGCGUAGAACUCCCGCCCGUGAGGGAAGCCUGGACCGAGGUCAAGAAGAAUGAUGAGGCUCAGGAUAAGCCUGCACAGACCAAACAGGCUUCGCUGCUAAAGAAAUUCCAGUGCUGUUUUUCCACCAGCAGAUUUCCACCAGUUUCUCUGGAGGACCAGGGCAGUGGUUCCGAUUGUGUAGAACUCCCGCCCGUGAGGGAAGCUUGGUCCGAGGUCAAGAAGAAUGACGAUAAGCCUGCAGGGACCAAACAAGCUUCGCUGCUGAGUAGAAUCUGGUGCUGCCUUUCCAGCGAGUGCUGAUGUGGCUGCUGUUAGCACCGUUACCACGCAGCAAACAAGAGAGCCCUUUACUGAUGGAGGGACAGACAUCAAGACAGCUGCCUGCUGAGAAAUCAUGGAUAAUUUAAGAAUGGGGCACUUGAGAUAUUUAAAAACCAUCGUGCUUGAUUCCCAUGGCACAUGUCCAGUUUGGAGCUGUGGAGCUGAUGGGAGAAUUCCCAGUAAGGUCAUCUGAAUACAUCAGGAAUGUUUGGGAACUGAAGGGUUUACUAUCUUCUUUCCCAUCAUGUGGCAGCAGCGUUUACAUCACAGUCUUGCUGUAUGUGAGGGGAUACUAUAGCUUUUCAAUUCAGAAUACACUAAAAUAAUCUAACAGAAAUCACCUGCUAGAGUCAAUUACAAUUGGGGUCAAUGGUGAAAAUCAGCAACAUAUGUAGGGAAUCAUUUCAAUGACAAUAAUUGUAUUGAUAAGUAAAAAGACAAGAGAAGAGGUAGAAAAAGUAAUCAUUUGGCUCUACUUUUAGGUUACUCAUUCUAUGUUCAAGCGAUUAAAAGAAAAAAGAAACUAGUCACCAAAUUGAAAUUGUGAUAUGACAAUUUAGCACGACAGGUCAAAAUGAAUAUGGCAAAAAGCUUACAUUUAUAAUGGCAAUAGAGAGUGUAGAAGGAAAUGACAGUAUAUGAAUCAUAUAAAGGUGAAAAUAUAUAAUUAAUGUUGUGGAGGAGUCGACAUGGAGAAGCUUAAAUGGAUGUGUUAUAACUGAAACAGGAAACAAAGAUGAACAAGACUAUUGGAAAGGAAAAAUGUGAUGGCAAACAUCGCUCAUGAUUAAAAAAUAUGUGUGGACGAGGGUGCCCUCAUGUGGUCGAAUAUAUUACAGCAGUGUGGCAAAAACAACAUAUGACAAAAACACUGUAGUACUCUAUUUUUUAAAAUUAGUAUGAAGGUUGUAGUUGUCCACCAGUACCCUCACUACCAACUCACAAACUAUCUAUGAUGAUAAACCACGACUGAAACCUGAACACCAGGCUGACAGAAAUACAGCCAUGAACAAAGAAACCAUUAUUUAUGGUCUGAAGUGCAACAGGCUGUACAAAUGUCAAUGUGGGCAUCUUAACCCUGUGAUGUCAUGUAAAUACCUCAAAAUCAGCAGAGAGAAUAAGCCUAAAAGGUAAAGUUGUUGGCAAGACACCAAAGCUACGAGCUGAAACUCCCUAGAAGGAUCUGUGAAACUGAGUGGAGCUGGAGACACAGGUGAAAAUUCCCUGUACAUUCAUCAAUACAUGUGACACCUUUCAUUCUCACACUGUGAUUUAAUCUAUUGUUUGUUAUCAAAACAUAGAUUACAGAGAUUUUAUGGUUAGGAUUAGCAGCGAGAGCAUACAUUAUAUCAGUGCGGGUGCUCAGAAGUACAAAUAAUAAAACGUGUGUGUUUGCAGUCAAAGCAGUUAGAAAAACAAUGUUGUGACCUCAUGAGGCCUCACGUGACUUCAGGCUUCUGAGGCUCUGUCAAAUCCACACACCUGUUUGUCAUCCAUAACUCUAUAUUUGGGUCAGCUGUAUUUAUAUCUCAUAAGGGAGACCCUCAUUUACAGCUGGCAAGGUGUGUGUGCAUGUGUGUGUGUGUGGUUAUGGCUUAGGUUACCUUCAGGACGCAUUUCAGCCGCAUGACCAUUUCAUUUGGGGCAGAGGGGGCAAAAGCAAUCAGAAAACAGUUGAUUUUUGGCUCAGUGGGAAAGGUUAGGGUUCGGUUCAGGUAGGAAAAAGGUUAUUUUAGUUCUCUUAAAAUUAUUAAAUCCAAAUCUUGGUGAUAAAAUUCCCUGUUUUCCAAAUGUACCGCUCAGGGGAGGGUUGGUUGUGUCCCAGUCUGGCGACAUUGUAAGUGUGCAAGUGCAGAGCGAACAGCUGAUGAAGGAAUCAUUUCCCUGAUCAGAAGGUCAAAUCCAAAUUUGAUUGGUCCUCAUCUUAAAGGUCCCAAUCCUUUAAAAACACUUGAAAUGAUACAACAACUAUUUAAUGACUACAUCAGAGUACUAAUGAUUAUAAUAAAAAGUCUGUGUGUGUGUGUGUGUGCCUUAUGUUGCUCUGUAUAAAUGUCACCAUAAAUUACAAACAGCAAUUAAGAGCUAAUUUAAAACAGCAGUGACAUUGUCAUUUAUGACAUAAUUUAUCAAAUCUGGGCCCCACAAUCUUAACAUGCUCUCGUCUGUGAUUAAUGGAUUUAUUGAUUGAUUUUACAGUUAAUAUGUAAACAUGUACACAAUUUCCUAUUUUCUCUCUUACUUAUCAGACUUAUAUAGCUGCCCCUCUUAUCUGCAACUAUCAAUUAUCUUGCUUCUCUGAGGUUGUAAUUGUUAAAGGACUCAUAUUAUGCUCAUUCUUAGGUUCAUAGAAUAGUUUACAUGAUUUAAUGCUAAAAAGUAUACAUCAGUUCUUUCUCAUUCUGUCCAUCGCAGCAGCACUUUUUCUCCUACUCUGUCUGAAAUGCUCUAUUUUAGCUCCUGUCUCUUUAAGGCCACCAAGUCUCCUCUGAUUGGUCAGCUCACACACGCCUGACCCAGCGCUGCUUAAAAACCACAGAGCAAAAUUAAUCGUUACUCACCAAGACAGCUGCUAGGCUUAAAUUGUGCAAAUGUGUGACUUGGUGACAUAGUGUGACAUCACAAAGUCACAGGAUUAAAAGCAGGACUGCCAACGAGGCGUUUCAGGACAAGUGUUUUCUGUGGGAGAGAGGAGCAUCAGUUUGUGCUGACUUUGACACAGUAGGUCUCCUUUAAGACCCCUUUGUUGUUGACUUGUCUUUUUUUUCCAGUUGUUGUUGCAAGUGUAUAGUUUAUCAGCUGCUCACCUGAUCUCUCCAUCUCUCUGUCCACCUGUUCCUGUUGGCUCACCUUUGUUUCCUGGUUAUCUCGUUACCUUGCUGUUACUACCGCCUCUUUUUAGCUGCUGUCUGUUGACCCUUGCUUUGCUUGUGCCUCUGGGUCAUAUUUCCUGGACCAGUUGCGAGAGCCAUGUUCUUUAGUCUUUCAUUACAAGAGUGUCAGUGUGAUGAAAUGUUCUUUCUAAUAAUAAUAACACCCGCUUUGACCACCAGGUGUUACUGGUCUGUCCUUGAGGCUGCUGUGUCUCUUCAUAUUUAUUUAACUACACAAAGAUACAGGAGACUGUUUGAACCAUUGUGAUCACCAGAGCUACUUCACAGACACAAUCAACUGUACUUACACCUUUUUUUCCAUAUGAAAGUAUGUAAUUAGGUGGAACAUAAUACUCCAUAACAGAUGUUUAUCUUAAUUAUGGUUUCCUACAAACUUGUCUCUCAUAAGAUUUAACGAGUUUACAGCCUAGCAGCACAAAUAGCCUUAAUGUCCGCAGCCUGGUGUAGUCAGGCAGUUUGUUUGAAGACAGAUCCAGACUGAUCCAGUCACGUCCCUGCUGCACGCUGAGCUUUGAUCGGAUGGGGGAAACGUGACAGGGGACACGACCUGAGCCGUCCUCUGCUGGCACUGUUCCUAGAAAGAUCUCAUGAGCAGUGUGGGAUUAUAUAACAUUAUGGUGUACAUGAGCAGAUGUGGCUGUCAUAGAAGGAGUUAAGUCCAACUCAGCCAGAAGUCAUGAUGUGCACUAACAGAGGACAAAAGGACAGAAGAUGAUAUUUUUAUGAGCGGCUGUAAAAUCUAAUCUGAUCCACGCCCUCUAAACAGGAAACAACUAUGUCAUUAAGUUGCUUCUUCUAUUGAAACAGUCUUAAUGACAGUUAACAAGCAGACUAACAAGCAGUGUUAGUUGGAGACAAAAAAUUAGGAGCUUGAAAUGAAGAGACCACCAGUUGGGUUUAUAUUUCUGGACGUUUUCUUUUAAUCAAUCCAUCAUCCUUCCUGCUCACAACUACACGACAUAGCUACCACAUUAUAAUAUUAUUCAUGUGCACCAAGAGCAAGCAGCCCCAUCAAACAAUUGUAUAGUUACAGUCUCAGAUUGUGGUAAAAUAAGUUAAAACGACACUCUUUCAGGCCUGUGAAACCAGGUAAAUAACAAAGUCUUUCCUCCCUCCAGAUGGUGCAUUCGAUGGGUUUUUAUAUAAUACAGUAGCUCCACAACAUUGUUAGGCAUGGUGAUUGAAUUAUAGCUGAUUUCACACUGUAGGGAUCUCAGCACAGUGAUGGUUUAAGGCAUUAACAUGCACUCAAACCCCACAAUUCUUAGCUGUAAAGAGGCAGAUAAGAGUGAGUCACGCUUUGACAAUGUUUAAAAAACUCGUAGAGUCUUAAUGACAGCAGGGUUAAAAACAGGAGCUCAGAGGGGCUGCUUCAGUAACCGUAGAGAUCAGGCUGUGUUCGGCAUUGUACCGUGAAACUACAGGGAGUUUUAGGACAACAUAUUUAGUGUGUUAAAUCUGAGGGGCAUUCACGCAAAGUGGGAGUUUCUAAUAACUGGGAUAUAUAAUAGGGCGUGCAGGUUAACAACGCUGUCACUUUUUGUAGGGUCAGAAACUCCAGCUGUCAUGAAAGCUGGCAGUGUAUUGGUAAUCAGCACCAGUUAACCACCAAAAGUCCCAAGAUCUCCAACCGUUGUCGCUUUGAUGUAACUGAUAUUAGAUGUUUUUUCAGACAUAGUUUCACAAAUGAGGUUGAUGUCGGGCGGCUCUCCAAGCAGAAAGUACAGGACAAGUGUUGUCAUGGAAAACAGAAUGAGUGACAGGUCAGGUAACCUAUCAUUUUAUACAUUUCAAAUGAUGUUAUUUGUUUAUUGUUCUUCUCAGUCAGAUUGACAAAAACUAAAAAAAAAA
Acanthopagrus latus (yellowfin seabream) is the source of this 10870-nucleotide messenger RNA. RefSeq lists its product as uncharacterized. The record is from RefSeq and is a predicted model, not a curated record. The transcript is spliced from 4 exons. Bases 213 to 6104 code for a protein of 1963 amino acids. Lineage: Eukaryota; Metazoa; Chordata; Actinopteri; Spariformes; Sparidae.